CAUCACCCUAUAAAUACUGUGCGGCAGUGCAGGAGCAUAAGGGGGUCUGGGGGCGGGGGGCCGGGGGAAGCGUGAGCACUGCACGGAGGACCUUGCCUGAGAAUCUCUUCCCCCCCCCCCCAGAAAGGGGAGGCUGGGGGCAAGGGCAGAGAGUUGGCAGCUUCCUAAGCCCAUCUUUCCCUGCUCUCCCCGGCUGGCAGGGAGCCCUGGGCAGCUGCAGGCGGCAGACAGAGCCGGGACACGCCUGGCACCGAGUGGGACGGACCAGGCAGGCGAUCGCGGACAGGACGGGAUCGCAAGCAGCGUUGUCUGAGAAGACGGAGGGCAUCCGGGCUGGCGGGUGUCACGGGAAACGUUAGAUUAAACCCGAGCUGGGGGAGAGACGGGUAACUGCAAUCUCCUCCCUGCGCUCACAGCGGAUGGCACUGGGAUAAUUACGGAUGGCUGGCCUGAUGGCGGCACGCUCUUGACCCCUCGGAGCUGCCUCCGAUCCCUGCGCUCUCGGAGUGGGAGGCUGGGAGCCGGAGCUGUGACUCUGGGGGUGCCCAGGGGGAGUGUUAGAAGUUCUGGGAGCAGCUCUACCAACCUCCUCUCUCUGCCCCCCACAACCCACCUCUGAUCCCAGUCCAUCGCCCUCUCUCAACACCUCCCAAUGCCCGCUGGGACUGGCGGAGAGCCCCUGGCAUGCGAGUGACCCCUUGUCACCAACUUCCUGCCAUGGCCUCGUCGGACGGGCUGCAGUACCGGGCGCUCUAUGAGUAUAAGAAGGACCGGGAGGAGGACCUAGCGCUGUGCCCUGGGGACCUGGUCACUGUCAGCAAGGCGGGAUUGCUGGGCACAGCCAACUACAAGGAGGGGGAUGAGAGGAGCCCCAAGGGCUGGCUGAAUGGCUUCAACGAGCGCACCAAGGAGCGGGGCGACUUCCCGGGCACCUACGUGGAGUUCCUGGGCCCUGUGAGGAUUGUGGCCACCGCUCUCAAGGCUCGGCCCAGGCCUGUGCCCCCCACUCCCACCAGCCAGCUGUGGGGACCCGCUGGGCAGGCCGAGGUUGCAGAGUUAAGACUCCCUGAACAAGCACCUCUGGUUGUAAGGAGACUCAUUGAAGCUUUGGAAAACCAAGGCAUCGACAAUGAAGCUCUUUACCGAGCCCCUCCUGGCUCCUUCAGCAACCCUGAGCUCAAACAGGCUCUUCUGACAGAUGCAGCAGCUGUAGACAUGGACCCAUUUGACAGGCAGACGUUGGCUGAGGCACUGAAGUGGUACCUCCACGAGCUCCCGUGCCCUGUGAUCCACCCAGCAAUAUACAGCGAAUUAAUCUACACUGUUCAAGAAACCCAGAGCCUGGAAGAGUGCGGCCAGCGGGUGAAGAUGGUCCUGGAGUCGCCCACCUUCCCCCAGCAGCAUGGCCUCCUCCUGCAGCACCUCACCAGCCAUUUCUGCAAACUGGGUCAGAACAGCAGCAAAAGCCACCUCACCCCCAGGGCCCUGGGGGAGCUCUUCGGUGAGGUGCUCUUCCGCCCGCCUGCAUCAUGCACGGAGGUGAACUCAGAACACCACGCGAAGAUCAUCGAGGCUCUCAUUGUGGCCGGAGGCAUGGCCGAGAUGCAAGCUGCACCCGCUCUUCCUCCAAAGCCCCCAAAACCGAUGACUCCGAUCAACACAAAUGGAAUAAAGGACAAUUCCAGUUUCUCGCUGCAGGAUGCAGAGUGGUACUGGGGGGAUAUUUCAAGGGAGGAGGUAAAUGACAAAUUACGAGACAUGCCAGAUGGAACAUUUCUGGUGCGCGAUGCAUCAACCAAGAUGCAGGGAGACUACACUCUGACAUUGCGGAAGGGUGGCAACAACAAACUGAUAAAGAUUUAUCAUCGGGAUGGAAAAUAUGGUUUUUCUGAUCCAUUGACAUUUAACUCUGUUGUGGAGCUGAUUAACCACUACCGCCAUGAAUCUCUUGCCCAGUACAAUCCUAAGCUUGACGUGAAACUGAUGUAUCCAGUAUCCAGGUAUCAACAGGAUCAGUUGGUGAAAGAAGAUAACAUAGAUGCAGUAGGUAAAAAGCUUCAGGAAUACCACUCUCAGUAUCAGGACAAGAGUAAAGAGUAUGAUAGACUAUAUGAAGAAUACACCAGAACAUCCCAGGAAAUUCAGAUGAAGAGAACUGCAAUUGAAGCAUUUAAUGAAACCAUUAAAAUAUUUGAGGAACAGUGCCACACGCAAGAGCGAUACAGCAAAGAAUACAUUGAACGAUUCCGCAGAGAGGGGAAUGAGAAGGAAAUCGAACGAAUAAUGAUGAAUUACGAGAAAUUAAAAUCACGCCUGGGAGAGAUCCAUGAUAGUAAAAUGCGUCUGGAGCAGGAUUUGAAGAAACAAACUCUGGACAAUAGGGAAAUUGAUAAGAAAAUGAAUAGCAUCAAACCCGAUCUUAUCCAGCUACGCAAGAUCAGAGAUCAGUAUCUAGUAUGGCUCAAUCACAAAGGAGUGAGACAGAAGCGAAUAAACGACUGGCUGGGAAUCAAAAAUGAAAAUAUUGAUGAUACCUACUUUGUGAACGAAGAAGAUGAAAAUCUGCCACAUUAUGAUGAGAAAACUUGGUUUGUUGGGGAUCUCAACCGUAUCCAAGCAGAAGAUUUGCUCCGUGGGAAACCUGAUGGAGCGUUUUUAAUUCGAGAGAGUAGCAAGAAAGGAUGUUAUGCUUGUUCUGUGGUAGCUGAUGGCGAAGUUAAACACUGUGUGAUCUACAGCACUCCAAGGGGCUAUGGGUUUGCAGAACCAUAUAACCUGUACAGCACACUUAAGGAAUUAGUCCUUCAUUACCAGCAGACAUCCCUCAUUCAACACAAUGAUUCCCUAAAUGUCAGGCUCGCCUAUCCUGUCUACGCACAGAUGCCCUCCUCCCUUUGCAGAUAAAUUCUGGGGAGGGGGAAAGUGUUGGCUAUCUUGGAUUCUUUUCUACAGUUUUUAUUAGAACUCUGAGGGCAUUCUUUCUCCUUAGACUGCUUGUUUUGCACAAGAAGUGAUUCUGUGAAUGUGAAUCAAAGAGGCCUAGCAGCAACAAGACGACAACUUGGGUGUAGGUGUCCUGGUGCUACCUAAAGCUCAGCUAUGCUUUUACACUGAUACUUUUUUGUUUCCUUCCGGGGGGAAUAAACUCAACAUAAACACAUCCAAAAAACUGGAAGCAAAACAUUUUAUGGAGAUGAUUUUUUUGCCAGGCACCUUCAACAGAACUUUUAAUUGGGAUUUUUUUUCUUGUUCUUGUGGAGACAAUUUUGAAGCCUCUAUUGAGGCAUCAGUAAUGUCUUUCAGUCUUAAACUCCAAGAAACUAGGGGGGAAACUCUACCACAGCAAUGCUCUCUGUUAAUUUUAGCAGCUUCACUGCGAUUCAGCCGAACUUCCAAAUGAGGGCUUAUCUUCAGGAGGCGUGGAAUUUGGUGAGAGAAGACCAAAGGAAUUAUGGGAAAGUUUCAGGUUGUUAUUUAAAAGGAAAAAAAAUCCUUAUAAAGAAAAGUUGCUUUAUUUUUUACCAACAGUAACAAAGUUUUGGUUUCAACGGCACUACAGGUCUUCGCUUAAAGGAAAUGUUUAUAACCAAAUUGAACCCACCAAAACUUUGUUCGUUGCUGGAUUGAGCACUUAUGGGGGAAGGUUGCAUUAGCAUCCGCACAUACUUUCUACACCAAAACUUGAAACAAAUAAAAGGAAAAGCUAAAACUUUUUGUGUGGUUUUGAAAACUCUAAUCUGUCUGAAUUGAUGUAAUUGCUCCUCCUUCCUCUCCCCUCCUCCGUUUUCUUUGUUUUUGUUGUUGUUUUGGGACACUUCUUUCCAAGUCUUUUAGAUACUAUGCUUUGGAAUGUAAACCAGAAUGAAGCUGGCCACUCAUGUUUUGUGAGUUCUGUUGCUGAUUGAUGAACUAUUCUUUUGAAACCCUUGUAACUUUUUUGUAAUGUAAGUGUAAAGAAAAGGUGCAAUGCAGUGCUUCUGGAUGGCUUAUUAUACCAAAUAAUUACAUGAA
This is a messenger RNA of Dermochelys coriacea (leatherback sea turtle), 4011 nucleotides long. RefSeq names its product phosphatidylinositol 3-kinase regulatory subunit gamma. The transcript has 16 exons. Lineage: Eukaryota; Metazoa; Chordata; Testudines; Dermochelyidae. Gene Ontology annotation, molecular function: 1-phosphatidylinositol-3-kinase regulator activity; protein binding. Gene Ontology annotation, cellular component: phosphatidylinositol 3-kinase complex. Gene Ontology annotation, biological process: phosphatidylinositol phosphate biosynthetic process; insulin receptor signaling pathway. Bases 685 to 2904 code for a protein of 739 amino acids. The record is from RefSeq and is a predicted model, not a curated record.